Messenger RNA from Eurypyga helias (sunbittern), 1509 nucleotides. RefSeq names its product 5-phosphohydroxy-L-lysine phospho-lyase (gene PHYKPL). The record is from RefSeq and is a predicted model, not a curated record. Gene Ontology annotation, cellular component: mitochondrion. Gene Ontology annotation, molecular function: transaminase activity; pyridoxal phosphate binding. The transcript has 12 exons. Bases 100 to 1332 code for a protein of 410 amino acids. Lineage: Eukaryota; Metazoa; Chordata; Aves; Eurypygiformes; Eurypygidae.
CUACGAUUUCUUUUGCUUUCUGAUACCUGCCACAGCUCUUCUUGCAAGCUGUUUUUUUCCAACGAUCCAGUGAAGAUCGUAGCGGCAAAAGGCCAGUACAUGUAUGAUGAGAACGGAAGGCGGUACCUUGACUGCAUAAACAACGUUGCUCACGUUGGACACUGCCACCCUGACGUGGUAAGAGCUGCCCAUGAACAAAAUCAACUGUUAAAUACAAACUCUCGUUAUCUGCACGACAACUUGGUGGAUUAUGCAGAGAGACUUUCAAAAACGCUCCCUGAGAAGUUGUGCGUCUUUUAUUUUCUGAAUUCUGGAUCUGAAGCUAACGACCUUGCCCUGAGACUGGCACGGCAGUACACAAAGCACGAAGAUGUUAUAGUUCUAGACCAUGCUUACCACGGACAUCUGACAUCCUUGAUUGACAUAAGCCCAUAUAAGUUCAGAAAUCUAGAAGGACAAAAGGAGUGGGUCCACGUGGCCCCUGUUCCAGACACAUACAGAGGACUUUAUAGAGAAGACCAUGAAGAUUCGGUAACAGCCUAUGCUAACGACGUAAGAAAUAUUAUUGAGCAAGCACAUAAGAGAGGCAGAAAGAUCGCUGCCUUCUUUGUUGAAUCUCUGCCCAGCGUGGGUGGUCAAAUCAUUCCCCCAGCAGGCUAUUUUCAGAAGGUUGCAGAGCACGUGCACAAGGCAGGAGGUGUAUUUAUUGCUGAUGAAAUUCAAGUUGGCUUUGGCAGAGUUGGCAAGCACUUUUGGGCAUUCCAGCUUCAAGGAGAAGACUUUACACCCGACAUUGUCACUAUGGGGAAACCAAUAGGAAAUGGGCACCCAAUUGCCUGUGUAGCAACAACAAAAGACAUUGCAGAAGCAUUUGCAGCCACCGGAGUAGAGUAUUUUAAUACAUUUGGAGGAAACCCCGUUUCCUGUGCGAUUGGAUUAGCUGUGUUAGAUGUGAUUGAGAAGGAACACCUCCAGGCUCAUGCCACAGAAGUAGGAAACUUCUUGAUGAAGCUACUCAAGGAGCAGAAAAUCAAGCAUCCCAUCAUUGGCGAUGUCAGGGGUUCUGGACUAUUCAUUGGAGUGGACUUAAUCAAGGAUCAAGCAGAAAGGACCCCAGCCACAGCAGAAGCAGAGUAUCUAAUAACAAGACUCAAGGAAGAAUAUAUUCUACUGAGUACAGAUGGACCAGGAAGAAAUGUGCUUAAAUUUAAGCCUCCAAUGUGCUUCAGUAUGGAGGACGCAAGAUUUGUUGUGGACACAAUUGACAAACUGCUGACAGAUAUGGAAAAAGAACAUUUGAACCAGCAGGAAACUUCCACUUGUUCUACCUGAGCAGGUUUCAAACAAUGUUCAAGAUCUACUACUAAGAAACAUCAUUCUACUAUAAUAAUGCACAUUUACUCUUCAUCCUAGCAUGUCUUAGACCAGAUAAGUUACCUUUGAUUGUGUUCUUUUCAGUUAAUCUUGUUAUUAGUAAAAGCUUUAGGAGAAAUAAAUUUUACAAGAGUU